Messenger RNA from Carassius auratus (goldfish), 6528 nucleotides. RefSeq names its product transient receptor potential cation channel subfamily M member 7-like. Gene Ontology annotation, cellular component: plasma membrane. Gene Ontology annotation, biological process: protein phosphorylation; calcium ion transport; monoatomic cation transmembrane transport. The record is from RefSeq and is a predicted model, not a curated record. NCBI's taxonomy places the organism in Eukaryota, Metazoa, Chordata, Actinopteri, Cypriniformes, Cyprinidae. Gene Ontology annotation, molecular function: calcium channel activity; protein serine/threonine kinase activity; ATP binding.
UCAAACCCGACUCCGUCACGCCGCGUCAGUCCGGAGUCGCACAAUUAUGAAAAAUCCACCUUCCGCUGGAGCUGCAGCGGACGCACACGACUCCCACCGCCGCCACCGGGCUUUCCUUGCAAGGCUUACCGAGCAGCACGGCGCCGAUAGAUGGCUAGACGCCCCGGAUCAGCGCCUCGAGAGUCUGAACGGUGAAGAGAAUGUCCCAGAAGUCCUGGAUCGAACACACUUUCACCAGGAGGGAAUGUGUCUAUAUUCUGCCCGUGUCGAAGGACCCUCACAGAUGUCUCCCAGGAUGCCAAAUCUGUCAGCAGCUCGUGCGAUGCUGCUGUGGGCGUCUGGUUCGGCAGCACGUGGGCUUCAGCGCCUCACUGCCAGCAAAAUAUUCAGACGUGCGUCUGACCGAGGGAGAGCUGCCCGAUCUGGAGCAGUGGUCAGUGGAGAAGCACACGGAGGAGAGUCCCACUGACGCUUAUGGAGUCAUCAACUUCCAGGGAGGAUCCCACUCAUACAGAGCCAAGUAUGUGCGUCUCUCCUAUGACUCCCGUCCGGAAGCCAUCCUGAGGCUCAUGCUGAAGGAGUGGCAGAUGGAGCUGCCAAAGAUCGUCAUCAGUGUUCAUGGGGGAAUCCAGAACUUCGACCUGCAUCCGCGGAUCAAACAGGUGGUGGGAAAAGGACUGAUCAAAGCUGCUGUCACCACCGGGGCCUGGAUCCUGACCGGAGGGGUCAACACAGGUGUGGCCAAACAUGUGGGGGACGCUCUGAAGGAACAUAUGUCCAGAUCGGCUCGGAAAAUCUGUACGGUGGGAAUAGCACCCUGGGGAGUGAUCGAAAACAGGAACGACCUCAUCGGAAGAGACGUUGUAGCGCCGUACCAAACCCUGCUGAAUCCUCUCAGUAAACUCAACGUCCUGAAUAACUUCCACUCUCAUUUCGUCCUGGUGGAUGAUGGGACAGUCGGGAAAUAUGGAGCUGAAGUCAAACUCAGGAGAGAACUGGAGAAACACAUUAACCAGCAGAGAAUCCACGCCCGCAUUGGUCAGGGCGUCCCGGUCGUGGCUCUGAUCUUCGAAGGCGGUCCAAACGUGAUCCUGACGGUGCUGGAGUAUCUUCAGGAGAGUCCUCCGGUGCCGGUGGUGGUGUGUGAGGGAACCGGACGCGCCGCUGAUAUACUGGCAUACGUACACAAGCAGACGGAGCAGGACGGAGCGCUGCCUGACGGCGUCGAGGCCGACAUAAUCACGACAAUCAAGAAAACCUUCAACUUUAGCCACAGUGAGGCGCUGCAUCUCUUCCAGACGCUGAUGGAGUGCAUGAAGAACAAAGAGCUGAUCACAGUGUUUCCUGUGGGCUCAGAGGACCAUCAGGACAUCGAUGUGGCCAUCCUGAAGGCUCUGCUCAAAGGCACAAACGCGUCGGCCUUCGAUCAGCUGGUCCUGACGCUGGCGUGGGAUCGGGUGGACAUCGCUAAAGAUCACGUGUUUGUUUACGGACGACAGCUGCUGGUGGGCUCCCUCGAGCAGGCGAUGUUGGAUGCGUUGGUGAUGGACCGCGUGGAGUUUGUGAAGCUCCUGAUCGAGAAUGGCGUCAGUAUGCACCGCUUCCUCACAAUCACACGCCUGGAGGAGCUCUACAACACGAAACAGACUCAGACCAAUCCGACGCUCUAUCACCUGGUGAGGGACGUCAAACAGGGUAACCUCCCGCCCAACUAUAGGAUCACGCUGAUCGACGUGGGUCUGGUGAUCGAGUUUCUGAUGGGAGGAACGUACCGGUGCAACUACACACGCAAACGCUUCCGCAUCAUCUACAACAACCUGCACGGGAACAGCCGGCGGUCAAGUCGACACACGGCGGGCAGCACCCAUGAGUCUUUCAGCAUUCAGGCAGAUAAAAAAGAGAAGACACGACACAAUCACUUCAUCAACACGGCGCAGCCCUACAAGCCCAGGCUGGACUCGGUCUCUGAGCAGCAGCAGAAGAAGAAGAGUAAGGAGGAGGUGGUGGACAUCGAUGACCCGGAGACGCGCCGGUUCCCGUACCCCUUCAACGAGCUGCUGGUGUGGGCCGUGCUGAUGAAGCGGCAGAAGAUGUCUCUGUUCUUCUGGCAGCACGGAGAGGAGUCCAUGGCCAAAGCUCUGGUGGCCUGCAAACUGCUGCGCUCCAUGGGAUACGAGGCCAAGAAGAGCGACGUGGUGGAUGACACGUCCGAGGAGCUGAAGGAGUAUUCCAGUGAGUUCGGCACGCUGGCCGUGGAUCUGCUGGAGCAGUCGUUCAGACAGGACGAGACCAUGGCCAUGAAGCUGCUGACCUACGAGCUGAAGAACUGGAGUAACUCCACCUGUCUGAAGCUGGCCGUGUCGUCACGUCUCCGUCUGUUCGUGGCUCACACCUGCACACAGAUGCUGCUCUCCGACAUGUGGAUGGGCCGCCUGAACAUGCGCAAGAACUCCUGGUACAAGGUGAUCCUGAGCAUCCUGGUUCCUCCUGCCAUCCUCCUGCUGGAGUACAAGACUAAAGCGGAGAUGUCCCACAUCCCUCAGUCGCAGGACGCUCAUCAGAACAUGGAGGACAGCGAGCACAGCCUGCAGAAGCCUGACGACAUCCCCAUGGAUGUGUUUAAGGAAGUCCGUCCCAAUGAGAACGCCGAUGUGAAGAGUGAGACGGAGGUGCACGUGCGCUCCCGCCGGUUACCCAUCACACGCAGGUUCUACGCCUUCUACCACGCACCCAUCGUCAAGUUCUGGUUCAACACGCUCUUCUACAUCGGCUUCCUGAUGCUGUAUUCAUACGUGGUGUUGGUGAAGAUGGAGUCGUUUCCGUCUCCUCAGGAAUGGGUCGUCAUUCUUUGCAUCUUCACGUUGGGGGUGGAGAAGAUUCGAGAGAUGUUCAUGUCUGAAGGAGGUAAAAUCAGUCAGAAGAUUAAAGUCUGGUUCUGCGACUACUUUAACGUUUCUGAUUUCCUGGCCAUCCUGAUGUUCUUCGUGGGCUUCGGUCUGCGCUUCGGCUCGGGGAUCGUGUUCAUCACGGGCCGGUUAGUGUACUGUCUGAACAUCAUCUUCUGGUACGUACGGCUGCUGGACAUCCUGCUGGUCAAUCAGCAGGCCGGACCCUACGUCAUGAUGAUCGGGAAGAUGGUGGCCAACAUGUUCUACAUCGUGGUCAUCAUGGCCGUGGUGCUGCUGAGUUUUGGAGUUCCCCGGAAAGCCAUUCUGUACCCAAACGAGGAUCCCUCGUGGACCUUAGCCAGAGAUGUGGUGUUCCAGCCCUACUGGAUGAUGUACGGUGAAGUCUACGCCUACGAGAUCGACGUGUGUGCGAACUCGAGCGACCCGAACGUGAAGGAUCUGUGCGGGCCCGGUGUGUGGCUGACGCAGCUGCUGCAGGCCGUCUAUCUGUUCGUCCAGUACAUCCUGAUGGUCAACCUGCUCAUCGCCUUCUUCAAUAACGUCUACAUGCAGGUGAAGUCCAUAUCCAACCUGGUGUGGAAAUACCAGCGCUAUCACUUCGUCAUGGAGUACCACGACAAGCCCGUCCUUCCUCCGCCGCUGAUUCUGCUCAGCCACGUCGCGUCUGUGCUGUCCUCCAUCUGCAGGAAGAGGAAGAAGGACAGCAGCACCUACGGCCCAAAGCUCUUCCUGACCGAGGAGGACCAGAAGAAGCUGCACGACUUCGAGGAGCAGUGCGUGGAGACAUACUUCCACGAGAAAGACGAUCAGUUUCACUCUGGGAGUGAAGAGAGAAUCAGACUCACGUCCGACAGGGUGGAAACGAUGUGUGUGCAGCUGAAGGAGGUGGGAAACAAGGUGAACUUCAUCAAGCGCUCUCUGCACACGCUGGAUUCUCAGAUCGGACACCUGCAGGACCUGUCUGCACUCACGGUGGACACACUGAAGGCACUGACCGCGCAGCGAGCGUCCGAGGCUAGCAAAGUGCACAACCAGAUCACACGCGAGCUCAGCGUCUCCAAGAACCUGGGACCCGACCUGACGGGGCACUCGAAGUCCAGCGCUCUGCUGCGGUGCAGCGUGGGAUUCCUGCCUCCGGCCGCCAGCAUAGCAGAGUCUCUGUUCGGGGGCGGAGCCGAGGAGCGGCAGGGGGCGGAGCUUCCUCCCAGCCUCCAGAGACGGCCUGCGUUCACAGCCUCGUCUGGAUCCUCUGAGGUCACCUCACCACAGCUGCGGCGCCGCGGACGCUCCGUGCAGCAGGACACGUGUCCCAGCAGCCCCGUCAGCACCCCGCCGCAGACACACACGGAGCCGGCGCACGUCACAGUGGAGUUCGGGGCCUUCGUGGGUGAGUAUGAGGAGGAAGAGGAGGGUGUUUAUGAGAGGAGUGAUGGAGGACCCCCAGGGGUGUUCGUGAGUGAGCCUGAGUGCGAGGGAUACGUCAAUCACGCCUUCGCUGAUGAUGAAGACGCUAGACCCGCCCCCGACCCACCCGACAGAAACACGCCCCUCCCGGGCCUCCCUCUGACCCCUGAGCACCGGCCCCGGGGCCCGCAGCGCUUCGAGAGAGACGGCCGCUGCAGAAGAGCGCUGAACAGACUCCGAGAGAGACACGGAGGUCACAAGGAUGAUCCUGAGGGUCAGAGGUCAUUUCCUAAAGAGGGUGCUGUCAGCCGUCAGCCGAGUCCCUCCAGAAAGACUCGAGACGCGGCGGCCGCGGCGCAGGGUCACGUGCGGAUGGUGAACUCGUACGCCGGCUUCACCGAGCUCGACAGAAACCCUUCAGUCCUGCAGCCAGAGUCCGCGCUCGGGAAGCAGGAGAGCACACGCGUGUCACUGGAGGACGUCUCGUGUUAUGAGGAUCCGCUGCUGGGGAAAUCAUCUCAGUCCAGUAAACCGAGUCCAGGAGAAGACAUCUCAAACACUGCAGCGGGGCUGUACGGUGCUCGUCACACACACCUCUCCGUGUGGAAGGACUCGAUCAGUUCUCCGUUCAAGCCCAUGGACAGUUAUCAGUAUUCAGCGGUGGAGCGUAAUAACCUGAUGCGGUUGUCCCAGAGUAUUCCAUUCACCCCAGUGCCCCCUCGAGGUGAACCGGUGACCGUGUACCGUCUGGAGGAGAGCUCUCCCAACAGCAUCAAUAACAGCAUGUCGUCCUGGGCUCAGCGUGGUCUCUGUGCUAAGAUCGAGUUCCUCAGUAAGGAGGAGAUGGGUGGAGGUCUGCGCCGGGCGCUGAAGGUGCUCUGCACCUGGUCCGAGUACGACAUCCUCAAGCCUGGACACCUGUACAUCGUCAAGUCCUUCCUGCCCGAGGUGGUCAACACCUGGCAGAGCAUCUACAGAGAGGACACCGUCCUGCACCUCUGUCUCAGGGAAAUUCAGCAGCAGAGAGCAGCUCAGAAACUCACGUUUGCCUUCAAUCAGAUCAGACCCAAAACCAUCCCAUACUCACCCAGGUUUCUGGAGGUCUUCCUGCUCUACUGUCACUCUGCCGGUCAGUGGUUUGCCAUCGAGGAGUGCAUCACUGGAGACUUCCGCAAGUUUAAUAAUAACAACGGGGAUGAAAUCGUGCCGACCAACCUUCUGGAGGAAACCAUGCUGGCCUUCAGCCACUGGACGUAUGAGUACACUCGAGGAGAGCUGCUGGUGCUGGACCUGCAGGGGGUCGGUGAGAUACUGACAGAUCCAUCAGUCAUCAAGAGCGGAGAGAAAGGGUCUUAUGAUAUGAUCUUUGGGCCGGCGAAUCUCGGAGACGAUGCCAUUCGAAACUUCCGCACCAAACAUCACUGCAACUCGUGCUGCAGGAAACUCAAGCUUCCGGAUCUGAAGCGGAACGACUACACUCCUGAUAAACUGACGCUGCAGCAUGACCCCUCCGAGGACCCGUCCGCUAAAGAACAGCGUCCCUCAAUGCGCUUAAUGCUGUGAGACACACACACACACACACACACACACACACACAUCACGGUGUGUGUGCGGAGGACAUAAGUGUGCAUGUUUUAUAUGAAUGUGUCGCCUCUGAACAAAUGAUGCAAUCUAGAGAUGUUUUAAUAAAUCCCAUUUUAUCCUGUACAAUUAUAACAGGGAGUAUGAGCUUUUAAAAGUAUUUUUUUAAGUUUUUAUGGCUGUAUAAAGUAUAAAGUGGUUAAUAACUGGUACAAUAUCACUGUAUUGUUACAUAUUUAUUCUAAAUUACAGGAAGUAGCCUUGUAUAAAAUAAAAGCUAUUUUACGUGUGAAGUCUGUUAGUUUUGGGAAAGACCUCUGGCUCAUUAAACUAUUAUCAGAUGUUGUACAGAGCUGUAUGAAUGCAUCUAUGGUUUGAAUCUCAUGUAGAUUAUGGGCAGAUUGCAAUGCAAACCACAGAAGAGUGUGUGAUCUGACUGAGACUCACAUUAUAAUGUUACAGAGGUACUGUCGUCAGAGUAUCGUGUGAAAGGGUUAAUCGUGUAUCUCAUAGAUACAUUUAUCUGGCACAGUUCUAUCAACUCAAACAUGAGAGUAUUAGAUGCUGGGGAUACUAUAUUAAUGGAUCUGUACACAUUUUUUACUGUAUAUUUAAUAAAACACUGAAAAACCUG